Messenger RNA from Peronospora belbahrii, 570 nucleotides. The record is from the annotation of a GenBank genome assembly. NCBI's taxonomy places the organism in Eukaryota, Oomycota, Peronosporomycetes, Peronosporales, Peronosporaceae.
AUGGGACAACAGCAACAGCAACAACAGAUGCCCAUGAAUACGAUGACGACGAGUCACAUUAAUCCAAUGGCUAGUAAUGCUACGAAUGCCACUGAUUGGCGUAUACAAUUAACACGAGAGCACCGAGCAAAUCUUAUUGCUAAAUUAUAUAAUGAAAUGGUGCGUGUAUCAGCAGAUCCUGUACCAGGUAUUAAGCUCUGGAUGAAUGUCUCGUGGUACGAGCUUUCCUUAUAUAAAGAGUCACCGACUCAGGAGGUUUAUAUUAACAAGAUAUUUACAAGACUCAAGUCACUUCGCGCUCAACAGUCGGAUAUGAAUGCAGCCAUGGCGGCUCAAGGAUUACCGAAUCAGGGCAUGCUCUUUCGACUUGACUUUUCGUACUAUAAUACGCUCAAUUUGAACCAGAGAGACGCUAAUGGAAAUCAUGUGAGUAGUUAUCCGGGACAUACUAAUCAAUUUAGUGGAGCGGGACCUCACCCUGGACCCCAGCAACAGCAGCAGCAGCGCAGCAACAGCAGCAGCAGCAACAGCAGCAGCAACAACAACAACAGGGACAAGAAAAUCUGGUGA